UUCAUUCAUUGACAAGUAGAACUACUCAAAUAUUUGCAAGUAUAAGAGAGCUAAGGCAAAAUAUUUCUUUCUUUAGUAAAAAAAAAAUGGCUGGAUUUUCUGACCACUGGACCUUUGCAUUUGGUGUCCUUGGAAACAUAAUCUCAUUUUUCGUUUUCCUUUCUCCACUGCCAACAUUUUAUAAUAUUUAUAAGAAAAAAUCAACAGAAGGUUAUCAAUCAAUUCCAUACGUGGUUGCUUUAUUCAGUGCAAUGCUUUGGAUUUACUAUGCAUUUCUCAAGACCAACACCACACUUCUCGUCACUAUUAACACUUUUGGAUGCUUCAUUGAAACUUUAUACGUUGGCUUCUACCUUUUCUAUGCACCAAAGAAAGCCAGGGUCCAAACUAUAAAGCUACUUCUUUUAUUAGUAGUUGGUGGUUUUGGAGCUAUUGUCCUCGUCACUCAAUUUCUAUUCAAAGGAGCAAUUCGUGCACAAAUUGUUGGAUGGAUUUGCCUUGUGUUUUCCUUAUGUGUUUUUGUAGCACCAUUAUGCAUAGUGAGACAAGUAAUCAAAACAAAGAGUGUGGAAUACAUGCCGUUUCUCCUCUCUGUUUUUCUAACUCUAAGUGCAGUAAUGUGGUUUUUCUAUGGUCUUCUAUUAAAAGACUUCAACAUUGCUAUUCCAAAUGUGUUGGGUUUCAUCUUUGGUAUUCUCCAAAUGAUACUCUAUGUGAUGUACAACAAAAAAGAGGAAGUUGUUAUAAAGGAGCAGAAUCUUCCAGAGCUAAAAGACCAUGUUAUAAUCUUAGAGGAUGACAAGAAGAAGCUUCCAGAACUAAGUGAAGAGCAAAUUAUUAACAUAAUGAAACUUGGUUCACUUGUUUAUUCAGAGAAGAAUUAUGGAAAUUUAAAUGAGGUUGCUAAAAAUGACAAGGUUGUUUCCAAGCUGCAAACUGUGGAAGCUUGACACUUUGUAAAUUUGUUUGGUAAUUUGUAAAUUUGCAAGCAUCUUUAUAUUAUCCCAAAUACAAGAGUUAUUGGCUUAUUUUGAUUUGUAUUGUAUUUACAUAGUUAGUGCUUAAUUAUCAACUGUAAAUUAUGUUUGCCCAUUAAUAUUUCAAGGUCUAAUUGUAGUCACUUUCUCAUGA
Molecule: messenger RNA, 1131 nt
Organism: Solanum tuberosum (potato)
Lineage: Eukaryota; Viridiplantae; Streptophyta; Magnoliopsida; Solanales; Solanaceae
Product: bidirectional sugar transporter SWEET12-like
Exons: 6
Coding region: 87-950 (287 amino acids)
Biological process (GO): carbohydrate transport
Cellular component (GO): membrane
Molecular function (GO): sugar transmembrane transporter activity
Source: RefSeq, a predicted model, not a curated record